This is a messenger RNA of Solanum verrucosum, 1137 nucleotides long. RefSeq lists its product as uncharacterized. The transcript has 3 exons. Lineage: Eukaryota; Viridiplantae; Streptophyta; Magnoliopsida; Solanales; Solanaceae. Gene Ontology annotation, molecular function: nucleic acid binding. Bases 1 to 1137 code for a protein of 378 amino acids. The record is from RefSeq and is a predicted model, not a curated record.
AUGGGCUAUGAAGCUCAAAUGCAUGAAGAAGAUAAUGACAUGGAGGAAGAAGCGACACCUCUUCAUCAAAGCAUUGCCAAAGAACCACCAAGAGAAAUGGAGCAACAUAUUCGAAUGCCAAAAGUUAUGCAAUCUUUACCCAUAAUAUCUCCCUCAUUUCCCCAGGGCCAAAAGAAGAAGAAUGAGGAUGAGAAAUUCAAGAAUUUCCUAUCGGUGUUCAAGACAUUAUCUAUUAAUCUCCCCCUUAUGGAAGAACUGUUGGAAAUGCCGGGUUAUGCCAAGUUUAUGAAGGAACUAGUCACAAAGAAAAGGAGCUUAGAUUUUGAGACAAUUGAAGUUUCUCAUAGUUGUAGCGCAACCAUGACAAAUGAGAUGAUCAAAAAGAGAGAAGACCCCAAGCAUUUACCAUCCCUUACACUAUUGACAUGCUCCAAUUUGCUAAAGCCCAAUGUGAUUUGGAAGCACCUAAUGCCGUAUGCGAUCUAUAAACAACUUGGGUUGGGGGAACCGAAAGCCACAACUAUGAGACUCUUAAUGGCUGACCGAUCAAUUAAAUAUCAUGUGGGGAUACUAUAUGCCAUCUUCGUAAAGGUUGAACGAUUCAUUUUCUCGGAUGAUUUUGUCAUUCUCAAUUGUGAAAUAAAUGUUGAAAUUCCCAUCAUUUUGGGAAGGACAUUCUUAGCAACCAAGAGACCGUUGGUGGAUGUCGAAAGUGGAGAAUUGAUGUUUCGGGUGAAUGAAGAUGAAGUUACCUUCAAUGUUUAUAAGCCAAUGAAACACCCAAGUGAUAUUCAUGUGGUCUCCACUGUUGAUGUUAUUGAUGAGGCGGUGGCUAGUGUAAAAUUACCUCUUCAGGUGUUGAGAAGGCAUAUCAAAGCUAUAUGUUGGACUAUCGCUGACAUAGUAGGCAUUCCUCCAGAUUAUGUUUCUAAAUGGGUGGAAGUUGUUGCACUUCCAAACAAUGAAGGGAAAAGUGUGGUUCAAUUCCUGAAACGCUACAUCUUUGCUAGAUUUGGUACUCCUAGGGAUAUCACUAGUGAUGGUGGAUCCCACUUUUGCAAUAAGUGGUUCUCAGCCGUAUUGAGUGAAACACAAAGUAGCAACUUCGUAUCAUCCCCAAACAAGAAGCCAAGUUGA